GUAUCUUUGAUGGAAAGUCACAAGGUGAAAAUGCUUUACUUGUAUUCUAAUGUUGAUUUUAAUAAUACCAUGUUGUCAAGUAAACACCCAUGACAGUCUUAAUAUACAUGUAACAUAAAGUAACAUUUAUUUCUGCAUAUUUUAAUAAGAUAAGAAUCCUUUAUUCCUCCCAUGGCAGUGAAAUUCACAGGAUUACAGUGGCAAAGGUUAAAGUGCAAACAUAGACAUAGUACAAGAAACAAGUUGAAAAACUAUUAUCACAAAUAAGUAGUGAUAAACAUUUAAAAUAUUCCACAAUAACAGAAAAUAUUACACAUACAGAUAGAACUAGUAUAGUUGUUUUUGCACAUAGUGGUUAUAUUGCACAGGUUUGAGGUGUUUUAUGGUGUUCAUUGCACUAUAUUGUGCAGUAUCUCAUGUUACUGAGUCCAUCUUUAUUGAUGUGUAAAUUGUAAUCGAGUACAGUCAUGUGAUCCGCUGUACUACGAUGUACGUUUAAAAAGUCAGUCGGCGCUUCUCCACAGUCUUUAACAUGAGGUUCACUUGUUUUGGAAUUUGAUUCGCCAAGGAGGCUGCGCACGCCCCGCCCCCGGGCCCGGAGCCCCUACCGAUUGGCCGCUGCUGUCGCCCGUCUCGGGGACAUCGGGGGAGGCACGAGUUGGCCCAUAAGCCUGCGCUGGCGAGUCGUCACUGUCGGACACGUAGUGGGAACGAGCAGGUCCCGAUGCGCAAGUCACGGCAACCCUCGGCGGAGAUGAAGGCGGACUCCGACUGGCUCUGAUUUUUAAAAGCCCUUUUCAUUCAGGACGUUGGUUGCCAACGGUUAUCGAUAUGGCAGGGCCGUUAACCCAAGCACCCACCGCUGCAAAAAUGGCGUCACUUAACCGGGUCCGAGCUUUGGCGAUGCUUUUCUUAACUGUCACCGGCUGUUGUGUCACCCCGACAAGUGGCAAGGAAGGGUCUGAGGAGACCGUCAUCAUAGGGCUGCGACUGGAGGAGACGGACGACAUUUCCUUCAUGGAUAAGGGCUACCUGCGGGUGAGUGAGCGCUCUCGGGUGAAAUUGAGGGUGUACGGGCACAACAUCAACAACGAGACCUGGUCCAAAAUUUCUUUCACGGAACACGAGCGCAGUCGGACGCUGGGGAUCCUUGACAGCUCCUCGGGGGAUAACCAGAGCCAAGAGGACCCGUCCGGCUCGCAUCCCUGUGGCAUUAGGACCUCGGAUAUAAUCAUAUUGCCUAACAUCAUCGUGAGUCGAAAGACCUCCGGGGUGGUUGAGAUCGAGGUCAAGCCGCUGCGGAAGACCGAGAGGAGUAAAGAGUAUUAUCUGUGCAUCGCCACCGCGACCGCCACGGCGGCCGUGCCCGGGAUGUACGACCCGUGGACGGAGAACACCUGGAUCUACCACGACGGAGACGACACCAAAGUGAUAGUGGUGGAGGAGAAAAAGUUUCUGCUGCCCUUCUGGCUCCAGGUCAUCUUCAUCUCCAUGUUGCUGUGCCUGUCGGGCAUGUUCAGCGGGUUGAACCUGGGGCUCAUGGCCCUGGACCCCAUGGAGCUCCAGAUAGUUCAGAACUGCGGCACGGAAAAGGAGAAGAAUUACGCCAAAAAAAUCGAGCCGGUCAGGAGCCAAGGGAAUUACUUGCUUUGCUCGCUUCUGCUCGGGAACGUGCUGGUGAACACCACGCUGACCAUCCUGCUGGAUGAUAUCGCCGGUUCGGGGCUGAUCGCCGUGGUCAUGUCCACCAUUGGAAUAGUCAUUUUUGGAGAAAUCGUGCCACAGGCCAUCUGCUCCAGGCACGGCCUCGCUGUGGGCGCCAACACCAUAUUCCUCACCAAGUUCUUCAUGCUGCUCACCUUCCCCGCCUCCUACCCGGUGAGCAAGCUGCUCGACUACCUUCUGGGACAGGAGAUAGGGACCGUGUACAAUCGGGAGAAGCUCCUGGAGAUGCUGCGCGUCACAGACCCUUACAACGACCUGGUGAAGGAGGAGCUGAACAUCAUCCAGGGCGCGCUGGAGCUCAGGACUAAGACCGUGGAGGACGUCAUGACACCUCUGAGAGAUUGCUUCAUGAUCCCCGGGGACGGUACCCUGGACUUUAACACCAUGUCCGAGAUCAUGAAGAGCGGCUAUACGCGCAUCCCCGUCUUCGAGGGCGAGAGGUCCAACAUAGUGGACCUGCUCUUCGUCAAGGACCUGGCGUUUGUGGACCCGGACGAUUGCACACCUCUCAAAACCAUCACAAAGUUUUACAGCCACCCCUUACAUUUUGUGUUCAAUGACACCAAGUUGGACGCGAUGCUGGAGGAGUUUAAAAAAGGAAAAUCCCACCUGGCCAUAGUUCAGAGGGUGAACAAUGAGGGCGAGGGAGACCCUUUCUACGAGGUUCUGGGUAUUGUCACCCUGGAGGACAUUAUUGAAGAAAUCAUCAAGUCAGAGAUCCUGGACGAGACUGACUUGUACACUGACAACAAGACCAAGAAGAAAAUCACCCAUCGGGAAAGGAAGCAGGAUUUUUCGGCUUUCAAGCCUACCGACAAUGAAAUGAAGGUUAAAAUAUCCCCUCAGCUUCUGCUGGCUACCCUGCGUUUCCUAGCAACAGAGGUUGAUCCGUUCGCACCGGUGCAAAUGUCGGAAAAGAUCCUGCUGCGUUUGCUGAAGCACCCGCUCGUCAUCCAGGAGCUGAAAUACGACGAUAAGAACAAGCGGGCGGCAGAGCACUACCUCUUCCACCGGAACAAGCCCGUGGAUUAUUUCAUCCUCAUCCUGCAGGGGAAAGUGGAGGUGGAGGCAGGAAAAGAGGGCAUGAAGUUUGAAGCGGGUCCGUUCUCCUUCUAUGGGAUGAUGGCUCUGACAGCAUCACCAGUGCCUCUGUCCCUGUCUCGCACAUUUGUGGUCAGUAGGGCUGAAUCAUUAGCAGGAUCUCCAGAAAAUAAGUCUCCUCCACGGCCAUUUGGACUCAACCAUUCGGACUCUCUGAACAGGAGUGAUCGUAUAGACGCCAUCACCCCGACUCUCGGCAGCAGCAACAACCAGCUCAACUCCUUCCUGCAGAUCUACGUCCCGGACUACUCAGUCAGAGCUCGCACAGACCUGCAGUAUAUAAAGGUAACGCGUCAACAGUACCAGAAUGCCGUAAUGGCGUCACGCAUGGACAAAACACCCCAAUCAACAGACAGUGAGUUCACGAAGAUCGAGCUCACACUGACGGAGCUCCACGCCGGAGUGGAGACCCCCGCCGUGGUGGUCGUCGCCACCACGCCCAGCGCCGCUAUCACCACCGCGGCAAUGUCCGUAUCCGUGGCCAACGAGACGUCCCACCUGCUCAACCAGCAGCAGAACUGUGUGGGCCUCAGCAGGAGCAACCACAGCGCCCAUAAUGAGGGACCCAUCUAGCCACCGCCAAGCCCGGUGGAGAACCACCCUGUCUCAUGGACACACACACACACACGAAGCGGUGGCGUAGACGGAGAUGAGGGAAAGUGGGGUAGCGGGGGCGGGUGCAGUGACGGUUCUGCUCCAACCGGUAGCCUCCGACCAGUCAGUGAGACCUUUUUGUUGAGGCAGUGAGGAAGACGUGUGCCGCGUCACCCUCGACGCCCCCACCCGAAGAAUUCCUGCUGCACUACACUCUCUUACAGAGGGUGCACUUGGACCGUGCCUGUGACUGAGCUUCUAUUUUUUGGGACAAUCCGACACUUUCGUAGUGGUGACUUGGACUAGAGGACAUCGGAGCGCAUGCAAACCCUCUUUCUUUCACGCACACACACACACACACUGUAUUUUCUCCUAAGGCCAAAGACUUUGGUCCCCUCUUCUUACACUGGACGCAGACGUUUUUUCUGCCCACACACACACACGCACAUCCAUAUUCAAAGAUUCACAUACUCACACGCACACACAAAUGAAACUCCCCCCACCCGUGCAUCUUUCAGGGAAGCUCAGUCGAAUGUUGAUCCCAUCAACGAGGACUCAAACCUGAACAAGCAGAACGGUUGGUCAAAGACUGCACCAAAAACCGCUUUGGAAGAAACCGUUAAACCACGAACCAAGAAUGUUUUCCUGUAUUUAUUUAUUUUAUAAUAUUGUAUGUAUAUAUGUACGUGUGGAGACAUGAUAUGACAAACUGGCAUACGAGCAUGUACACAAAGGUGUGCGUGGGGCACGCGUGUCACAUCAUAAAAGGAUUUGCUACAUAUGGAGACAAACAUCCAUGUAUAUGAGGAGGUGAGGGUCUUUCACAGAUACAGUAUGUAUAUUACAGAACUUAUUUUUACUAUUAUCCUAAAUCAGACUCAUGGUACACUAUUUUUUUCACCUUAAAAAAAUCACACUAUUGCCUUUAAGAGAAAUCAUAUAAUUAAUUAUUUUAACAGAGUGCAAUGAAGAGCAAUUUAUUUAAGAGAUGAUUAUGAAUUAAAAAAAAAAUCACUGUAAUAUAAAUUGACAGAUAUGUUUCUAUGUAUGUACUGUAUGUAUAUGUACAUUUGUUUUUUGAAUAAUGCUCAACUGCAGCCAUCCACAAGCAAAAUUGUCCUUAGUCGGUCGCUCUUUCUCUUUGUCUCUCUCAUGUUUUCGCGUCCUUUGACCUCAAACACAACGUCUAUGUGUCCUUGUGGGAGUAUUGUUGCCUAGACUUUAAGUGCCAUAGUUUAAAUGUGUCUUUUUUUGCCAAUUCUACGCAUAGUCAAACUUGAUAAUUGCACAGUAUUAAUGACCUCAUCUAACAUGUUGAGCAUCAUCAACGUCACAAAAAGUAACCUCGACAUUAAACAUGUCCAUGAAUGAUACACAGCUAUGCUUAUCCACUGUUCAUGUGUCAACUUGUUUUUAUUUUUUAUUUUUAUUUUGAUUGUGUCCACAAAACUUUGGCUGACGGUCCUUAAACACAAUUUUUGUUUUAAGUAGUGAAUGUAAAAGAUACUUGACUUUAUUUGUUUUGGCUGCCCACACUUUUAAGAUUUGAAUCCAUGUUUAAUAGUUCUUGAGUUACUUCAGUUCAAAAUCAAAAGAUAUUCUGCACAAAUGCUGCUAUUAAAGAUAUAUAGAUCUAUAUCUAUAUACCUAUAUUUAUAGGAUUUUAUCUUAGAAACAUUGUACCUUAUUUGUUUGAACAAAUGGGAGAGACACAACUCGUGUUCCAGCAGAGAGUUGGACGAGGCGAGGAGAGGAGAUGGUCUCAAUCUCAUCUAACUCUCGGCAAGAAAGUGAAUUAGUGUAAAUGUUGGGUAUUCCUAUAUAUUAUAUAUCUUUAUGUAUGAGUAUUCUUUUGCAUUAGUACCUUCUUCACCCUUAUUGUUUUACCUCAUAAAGACAGGAAUGAGUUUAAGAUUUGUCUGCUUUAAAUAUUCCCUAAAUAAGUCAUAGCAUAGAAUAACAGUACUCUGUAGGGACAUUGAUUUUUUUUUAUAACUCUUUAACUCAAAUGACUUUAAUCCCACUUCCAGGCCUGUUCAUUAACAUUACAUGUACUGUAUACGGGCAGUUUUCUUGCCACAUUACAGGCAACAGCAAUGUCCUAAAGCUCAAUUCAUUUGAUAUUCAUUUGCAGUUUGUAACCACUGGUGGUCACUGUGUUAACACAUGUAAUCCAAUGUGUGUGCAACACCCCUGAAACCGCACACAUGCUCAAACAGCCCUUCCUCUGCUCAGCCGGGAGGGGCGUCGUGGUUGAAGAACCAGACGUAGAGUACGUCUGCAUUGUUUUCCAGCAGCUUUCGCUGUUGUUUAUUGUUUACUUGAAAGAGCUCCUACGCAGCAGACCCACUCCUGCUUUGCAUCACUCCAGCAACGAAUGAUGACUGAGAUUGUAAGAUUGUGCUUGGAACAUUCCUACUCUGCUUUACGGACUUAGUGCCUGACAGGAACAUGCAUGAGGAAGAAGCAUUAUGACAAUUCAAAAGUCCAAAUGCACAACAGGAAACACCGGGGGAAGCACACACAAGCAUAUUCUCUAUUUUCUCACACGCUCCAACCUCUGCUGCACACAAGCUUAUCCUCCUCCCAUUAUGUCAAUGCUUUGCAGGCCUUUGUUUGACUGGUCUUUGCUCCAUCCCAAUGCUGCUACUGUACCCAUGUGCUGUCCAUAAUGCUUCUUCUACCUGACAACAUUCCCUUUGCCUCCUGCAGCUGGUGGUUUAAUAAAAAAGUGAAUGAUUAACAGACAGUUGGUGGCUCAAUGUACUCAAUCUAAUGAUCUGCUGCGGCUUUUAUAUGCCUUAUCAAUACAAACAGCCAAUUGCUUAAUAGGAGUUGUCCAAAUCACGUAACGGUGACUUCACCUAACUAUAGAGGACGAGCUAUGACUAAGAAAACAAUCCCCCAGCCUGAUAUUGAAAAGAUGCAGCUUUUUUAUAAAAAAGACUCUUAUAUUCAGAUUUUUUUCUGAAACAUCCACCACAUGCCGAGUUAUGAAUUCAUAAUGCCAAUAAUUGAUAGUGGAAUUGUGACCGAAUGCUGAGGCAAUUCUUUUUUAAACCGUUGAUGGUUUGAAUAUGUGCUUUAAGUUAAUUCUCAGGUGGACUGUUGUUCAAAAGGUCUGUGCAUGAACCAUUUAAGACUUUCUCAAUGUUUGGUUCAGAAUGUCAAUGUAAAGCGUCUUUGGUGGAGGCUGUUCUGACGGCGAAAAACAGGUGUUAAUUUAGACAGCCCUACAAAUAAAAAUAAAAUACUAAAAACAGUGGUCGUUGGUGGAGAAUGAAAAAGUGCGAGUACGAGAUCUGUUCCUAUUUUUACACAAGCGGAGGCUGUUUCUUUUUAAAACAUUCACGAAGCCAGUUUACAAUACUUUUUUUUUAUUGUGUAGUUUUAUAUG
Messenger RNA from Pungitius pungitius (ninespine stickleback), 6817 nucleotides. It is a transcript of the gene cnnm2b, whose product is annotated as cyclin and CBS domain divalent metal cation transport mediator 2b. Gene Ontology annotation, biological process: intracellular manganese ion homeostasis; transport; magnesium ion homeostasis. Lineage: Eukaryota; Metazoa; Chordata; Actinopteri; Perciformes; Gasterosteidae. Gene Ontology annotation, cellular component: cytoplasm; plasma membrane. Gene Ontology annotation, molecular function: magnesium ion transmembrane transporter activity. The transcript has 8 exons. The record is from RefSeq and is a predicted model, not a curated record. The coding region runs from base 832 to 3399 and encodes 855 amino acids.